Molecule: messenger RNA, 782 nt
Organism: Lolium rigidum
Lineage: Eukaryota; Viridiplantae; Streptophyta; Magnoliopsida; Poales; Poaceae
Product: oryzain alpha chain-like
Exons: 2
Coding region: 122-610 (162 amino acids)
Source: RefSeq, a predicted model, not a curated record
CCGGACCUGGGCCCUCGCCCGCUCACCGAUCUCCUGGCCGAGCUGCUCCGUCGGACGCUGCCGUCGGCCCUCUUGCAGAUCCCACCUACCCGUCACCGCACGCACUUCCCCGUUGUGAUCGAUGAGGGGCUCCACGGCUCUCAUGGCGGCGCUGCUGCUGCUGCUGGUGUCGCUGGCGGCGGCCGACAUCCCCAUACCGGCGGCGGAUAUCCUCAUGCCGCACAGGGAAAAGAGCGAGGAGGAGAUGCGGCUGAUCUUCGUGGAGUGGAAGGCUAAGAUGGGGAAGACCUACAGCUCUGCCGGCGAGGAGGAGCGCCGUUACGCGACGUUCAAGGACUCGCUGCGCCGAAUCGACCAGCAUAACGCCGCCGGGAUCCACUCGUACCGCCUGGGGCUCAACAAUUUCUCCGAUCUCACCCAGGAGGAGUUCAGCGCUACUCCCUGCCUAGUUAUUCAGUCAGUUCACGACAAGGACAAGGCAGCGUGGAGGUUGAUUAUAUACAUGCUGUUUGUUUGUGGUUUCUUCAUUGUUUAUUUCAUUUGGACCAACUGGCUGGCCUCUGGGUGGGGAAGACUCUUUGUGCUUCAACGUAAGUCCUUGCUGAACUAAAUUUUUAUUGCAAUAGUUUCAGUAUCCAGCAGGUUACAGUUUCCAGCACGUAUGUCAACCAAUCGAUUGGGUUUGUAAUGGACUAGCUUCAUACUAUGUACAAGAACCAUGUGCCUGCUAUCAUGAUUCAUGAGUGGUGGUAUACUGAUAUAGAUAAACAAGUUCAAGGACA